Messenger RNA from Cuculus canorus (common cuckoo), 5208 nucleotides. RefSeq names its product transmembrane protein 200C (gene TMEM200C). The coding region runs from base 371 to 2014 and encodes 547 amino acids. The record is from RefSeq and is a predicted model, not a curated record. The transcript is spliced from 2 exons. Lineage: Eukaryota; Metazoa; Chordata; Aves; Cuculiformes; Cuculidae.
CGGCCCUUCCUGCGGCAAUUUCCCUGUGUCACGGCUCCCGUUUCCUAGCAACGGCGCCGAGUCCGGCCGCGGCGGCGGCUCCAGGCAGCGGCUCCGCCGGGAAGGAUGCGGCAUGGCGAGGGAGCAGCGCUCCCGCCGAACUCCCUGAGGCGCCCGGCGGCGGUGGCGGGGCCGAGGGGGCGCCCGGCGCUCGGCUCAGCCCCGCCACCCGCCCGCCCGGGGCCGUGAGGGCCGGCGGCGGCGCGGGGAUGCCCGCUCGGGCCGGAAAGUUUCUUCCCUGCGGUGGCUCGGCCGCUUCCCGCGCGGGAUUCUCCCCGGUCCUCCCCGGAGCUGGAGUGGCCAUAAGGGGCAGUGCUCUGGGUAGCCAGCCAUGAUCGCCACUGGAGGCCUCCUGAGGAUCUCGGCUAGGAAACAGGACCCUCUGCGACCCCAAAGCCAAAUCCCCAAACGCAAACGCAAGGCCAAAAAGAAGCGAAAAAAUGAUGUGGUGGUGGUGAAAGGCAAGCUUAAGCUGUGCUCUGUCUCGGGGCUGAUUGCCCUCUGUGGCAUCCUGGUACUGCUGGUGGGCAUCGCCUUGGCCGUGGUGGGUUACUGGCCGAAGCCCAGCCAAGUCUACAAAGGAGGCAGUUUCAGUGGAGGCUGGCACCAGGCACCCCAGGGUGGCACCCCUAAGAACCGCUCCCGGAGCCCAGAAGGGGCACAUGCAGGGAUCCAUCCACAGUCACCUUCGAGAGCCAACUCCUCCACCACUGCUACCACCUGGGGGUCCCCACAGUCCCUGCCCACUUCCUCAUCCCCCCAGGCUUCAGUGGGUUUCCUUUUCCGUCUUUUCUCAAGCUACUUGCAUUCAGACAAGCUGAAGGUGCUGGGCCCUCUCAUCAUGGGUAUUGGAAUCUUUCUCUUCAUUUGCGCCAAUGCGGUAUUGCAUGAGAACCGUGACAAGAAGACCAAGAUCAUCAACCUGCGUGAUCUCUACUCCACUGUCAUCGAUGCCCACAGCCUGCGGGCCAAGGAUGGGGGGACCCAGGCCUCAGCCCCUCUCAACGGCUUUGUAAACUAUGCGCAGUCUCGGGGCCUGGAGCUAAAGCCUGGAGGUGAAGGCCUGGGUGCUGCAGCCAUGCUGGCUAAGAGCUCCUGGCCACCAGGACUGGGUAUCUCUCUUUCCCCACCAGACCUGGCGUCCUCACCACGGCGGUCCUCCUUCUGCACCCCACCACAGCCACCCAGCCUGGCUGAGGCUGUGUACAGCAUCUAUCGGGAACGCGCCGCCCUUGCUGGCUGCACCAUCACCAGCCCACCCUGCAGCCCACCAGAGACCUGGGACCAGCGCAGCACAGCCAGCUCCAUUGUUGGCUCUUCGCUGAGCACUUUCACACUUCUGCCAUUGGUGCCGAGCAGUGGAGGCUGGCGGAAGCCCCCUGGUGAGCGGGGAGCCCAGGAGAUCCCACGGGGUGAGUUUGAACUCAGCCUGACUGACCUCAGCAGUGGCCGCGUCGAGGGAAGUGAUGGGAUGAGGAGGCACAAGAUGGUUCUCAGGCGGCAGAGCACCAGCUGUUUGCCUGAUUCCAGGCAUCCUCUUUUCCCUGAGCCGUCUCAGUCCCCAUCUGUUAGCGGGGACCCAGACUCCAGCCUCUUGGUAAAGGCAUCUUCUAGCUAUUCCAAAUCUCUGGAUCUAGGGGAGUCACCACCCUCAACACCCCCUGCAGUUAGCAGGACGGACUCGCAGAGCUCCCAGUCUGAGCCUUCCAGCAGCAAUAAGGGCUACAGCCACCUGGAGGAGGCAGGCACCUCCUUGGAGUCAGUUGCCAACACCCCAGCCAGUAAAAAACAGGACUGUGAGGAGCAACCAGCUGAGAAAACAGACCACCUCAAGGCUACCAGCAGAGAACAAACAGGAGAGCAAUCCCAGCAAACUCAAAGACAGUACACAAAUAAAGAGAAACUCUUUAUGAUUUCUAGGUCGCACGCUGCAUUAGGGCUGGAGGACAGGGAACUGGAGAGUACUGACAUCUAAACAAAACCGAGAAGGCACGAGGACACCUUGCAACUCCCCACACCUUCCCCCCCCUUCUCCAUCUCCUUGUGGACUUACGAAACCGAUCAAUAUCCAAAUUGCUGCAGUAUGUUACCCUUGAAAAUUGAAUUCAGAAAAUCCUGUAGAUGACUUCAGGAAGAAAAAGAAAAUCCUUUCUGUCCCAUUGUGAUUGUAUGUUCCAUGCAACCCAAAUUGUAUUAAAUAUCCACAGUCCAGUCAGUUCUUUGGAUCAGAUUAAUACAAUUUUGGACAGUAUAACUGUGCACUUUACUGUUUUGAUUUCCAAGUGUCCCUUCUUCUCCUUUGAUUUCUUUCUUGCUGAUUUACCACUAACUGCUUGAAAACUGUAGGCACCUUUCUAAGCUCAAGAGCAUUGUGGUCUUCAGGUCAAGAAAGCCGAGCUCUCUCUUUGUUUUGGUUCAAUCACUAAAAUGUUUGCAAGGCCUUAAGGGUGACGUACCUGACAAAGAAUGAGUUUGUUUAAAUUCUGGGGAAAAAAAAGACAAUUUAGAAGAGACUGGAGCAGAACAGAGUUCUGAUGAUUUAGUUAAAACCGUUACAUUCCUGAAUCCAAAAUACCUACUACUACGUGAUACUUUAUUAAGUAUUAUUACACAUGUAUUGACUAAUAGCAUUAAAGGAUUUUUUUUUUAAAUAAAAUAUUUACAAACAAAACUACCACACAAAAACGUCCUUUAUUUUGGUAAGUAAUUACAGAUAUCAGAUAUUUUGGUUUUGUACUGUGAAAGAUUGUGGAGAUGCUAUAAAGUCAAAGGUUUGCUUAUGCUUUUAAAUAGGUAAUUAGUCAUUUAGGAGUAACUUCAAAAUAAAUACUGGUUCAGUCUCUGAGAAACCACACUUUAAUCAGCAGAUUCUGGCUCCAUUUCCAACGGUGCUCUGUGACAGCUGAAGAAAUGUGAGAUUUUGACACACUAAGGAAAAUAAUUUUUUAAAGGUUUGGCCUUCUAUUAAAAUUAGAUUUUUUUGAGAGUAACACAUUAAUCUUGAGCUGCAGCAUAUUCUUUCUGAAAUUUUCACUUCCCUUCUAACUGUUGCAUUAAGCCUUUCUGCUGUUACAGUUCCUAUUUGUGAAUGCAUGUACAUAAGUGUAAUUUUAAAGCAUAAUGAUAGCCCUGUCAAUCUCAUAGCAGUUGACCUUAUUGAAAUCAAUGGAGGUUUGCCACUGACUUUGGCAUGGUGAGGAUUUCUUCCUUUUUGAGAAAAGCAUUGGGUUUUCCUAAAGGCUGGAGAAUGCCUUGUCUGUAGGCAGAUUUUUGGUAAAUUGAUUAGCGGUUUCAUUUUUGUAGCUGCAGUAUGGCAGGCAUUCUUUUAUUUUGCCAAAACAGCUUUAUAUGCUCAGAAGACUUUGUCGAUACUUCAGAUUUUAAAUAUGGAUGUGGCAUUUCACUACUAUGGGGAAAGAAAUCAACGUUAAACAAUUACAAUGUGUAGGUAGGCAAGAAUCUUUCUCUUGCAAAUUUUUUUCUUACAUUUUGAUGUUCUAAAAUGCUUAAUUACAUAUUUAACUACUUACAUUACAAUACACUGCAAAAUGGAAUAUAUCACUAAAUACAAUUGCAUUUAGUAAUCCAGUAGAAUCCUUCAUUAAAUAAGGCUAAUUUAAAAGAAAAGGAAAAGAAAAAAGAAAAAUUUGCUAUGCCAGAGUCCUGAAACUGGGGAAGCAGAAAGUGCUUGGUCUUUCAAGCAAAGGAGAUAUCUUACCUCCUGUCAGUGGCAACCGGUAAAUUGACAGCAUGAACAUCAAUGUUCCACUUUUUGUUAUCAAACUGCUAUCACACAGCUGGCAAAAGUAUGUUGUAAAACUGCCUGGACAGGCAUGGACUGGAUUAGGCACUGCAGGAAACAGUGAGCAGACAGCUUGGCUGGCUCUGGCAUUUGCACAGGUCUUUCGUUUUAGUUCCCCAUGGGUGACGGCCCUGUGCUUCUGCUCCUUCUCCUGUGACUUCCAGAAAGAUUUAUGAGAUGCAUCUGAGCAGCGUCACCUGGUACUGACAGAGAUGCUCAUUACUGAUGCAGCUGAAGACACCCUGUCUGUUAUUUUCCAUGUAAAAACCCUUCGUAGAGGUGCAGGGGAAAAGGAGAGUCAUGGGUGCUAUGUAGAGGGUCAAGGGUCCUUGUGAAUUUGCGGCAGGGGUUUGUUUUAUUCUGAACGAGAGAAAAAUGCUUUUUAAAUGUUCUUAGUAAAUAUUUCUUUAGUCAUCGGAAUCUACAAUGUACUCUGAGGAAAAAAAAAACAACUAAAAAAGCCUCUGGAUACUCCUUAGAUUGAUUUAAAAUAAAACAGUCCAGUAAUUCUUCUGAUGAUUAAUUUAUUGCAAGGUUGUCUGAAUAACAAAAUGACAACAGAGUUUGGGUUUAGUAAUUCCUGUGUUGCCAAAAAAGGUGUGAAAUGUGAACUUUUGUCAGUCAAACAGGAUUUCUUAUAAGAGCAGCUAGAAGUGAUUUGUGACAUAGAUUAACAGGCAGAGAAAAAUGCCUCUCUCUGUUUGCAAGUUAUCAAAAAGUCUCAUAUUACUGUUGCAAACUUAUUAAUUAAAGCUAUUUGUUGAGGAACUUAUGCAGUGGUAGAGUUGGAGUCGGAAACUUUUUUUAAAAUUCAAGAUGGACUAGUUAGUAAAACAUGCCAGUGUUGGAAAACAGCUGAGAAAUUUAACCUUUGUGCACCAGCUGUGACUGCUGAUAGUGCUAUUAGCCUUGGAGGGAAACAUAGUGGCUUGUAAGGAUCUGAACUUCUGGUGAUACCAGAGGGAGUGCAGAGUUUGGGUGUUGACCUCUCCUUGAGUCCCUCCAACCUGGCCCUGACUGCUUCUCAGCACUGCCAGGCUGCCUUCUGGCCACUGUUUGCUCAUCCUGUCACUCGCUUAUGCAUUUUUCUCUAGUCUAGUCUCUUCCUUUUAAACUUUAUCUCCAGUGUCCUGCCAGCAAGUGCUUCCUUCACAAUUCUUGUCAGAGCUGAGAAGCUGUCUCUGCUUACCAGUAUCUCCCUGCUUGCAUGUGCUCCCACUUUAAAUGUUUAUUAAGAAGGAAUUGUUGAUCUGCCUAUUUAAAAGGUGAUAUGCCUGCGUAUACCUUAAAAUGGAAUACCUAGACAUAAAUUUUUGCUAUGGGAAAAUCAGAUUGUGUUCCAGAAAUGUGUGGGUGUUUUGUUUUGC